AUGAAGACUAUAGUUGUCCCAAUUGCUAAGAACAAGACUGGAGAUCUAGGCUCAGCAGAUAACUACCGUCCAAUCUCGUUGGGAACUAUUACAGGUAAAAUUCUAGAACGUUUGAUACAACCCGAACUGCUGAAGAAUGUAGUCAUUGAAGAUGCACAGUUUGGUUUUCGUCCUGGUCUUUCAACGGACUCGGCUAUUGUUGCUUUAAAGCACGCUGUAAGCUAUUACACGAGUCGUGAAACAUCGGUAUACGCGUGUUUUCUGGAUUUAAGCAAGGCAUUCGAUCUAGUGAAUUAUGAAAUUCUCUGGGCGAAGAUGUACGAAUCCCGUGUACCCAAUGAAUUAGUGGGUCUGUUGAGAUUCUGGUAUGGAAAUCAAAUUAAUAGCGUAAAAUGGGGCGACGCGACGUCUAAUAAUUAUAAAUUAGAAUGCGGUGUUCGCCAGGGUGGUAUUACCUCUCCGGAUCUUUUUAAUAUUUACAUCAACUGUUUGAUACAGGAGCUGAGGGCUGCCAAAGUCGGAUGUCACGUUGGAGAAUACAUUACAACACAUAGAUUAUUUUAUAAUUAUAUAGUAGGUGCAACGCGCUGCGUCAACGUUUGGGACGAGGGCUGCGUCAACGGCCAGCUGCAGGGCGCGGGGCGCGAUGACGACUUCGUCAACGGCAACUUCAACCCCGGCAAGCGCUGCGUCAACGUGUGGGACGAGGGCUGCGUCAACGGCCAGCUGCAGGGCGCGGGGCGCGAUGACGACUUCGUCAACGGCAACUUCAACCCCGGCAAGCGCUGCGUCAACGAGUGGGACGAGGGCUGCGUCAACGGCCAGCUGCAGGGCGCGGGGCGCGAUGACGACUUCGUCAACGGCAACUUCAACCCCGGCAAGCGCUGCGUCAACGUGUGGGACGAGGGCUGCGUCAACGGCCAGCUGCAGGGCGCGGGGCGCGAUGACGACUUCGUCAACGGCAACUUCAACCCCGGCAAGCGCUGCGUCAACGUGUGGGACGAGGGCUGCGUCAACGGCCAGCUGCAGGGCGCGGGGCGCGACGACGACUUCGUCAACGGCAACUUCAACCCCGGCAAGCGCUGCGUCAACGUGUGGGACGAGGGCUGCGUCAACGGCCAGCUGCAGGGCGCGGGGCGCGACGACGACUUCGUCAACGGCAACUUCAACCCCGGCAAGCGCUGCGUCAACGUGUGGGACGAGGGCUGCGUCAACGGCCAGCUGCAGGGCGCGGGGCGCGACGACGACUUCGUCAACGGCAACUUUAACCCCGGCAAGCGCUGCGUUAACGUGUGGGACGAGGGCUGCGUCAACGGCCAGCUGCAGGGCGCGGGGCGCGACGACGACUUCGUCAACGGCAACUUCAACCCCGGCAAGCGCUGCGUCAACGUGUGGGACGAGGGCUGCGUCAACGGCCAGCUGCAGGGCGCGGGGCGCGACGACGACUUCGUCAACGGCAACUUCAACCCCGGCAAGCGCUGCGUCAACGUGUGGGACGAGGGCUGCGUCAACGGCCAGCUGCAGGGAGCAGGUACAGAGUGGAGCGGCGCCCGGCGAGAGAGCCGCCGCCAGCCGACGAGCGCGACCGCGGGACGCACCCACUGAGCGAACUCAAUGUACCUACAUAAUGUAUUCUGUGCCAAUAGACCUGUUAUUAAUAACAAUGUACUACACAUAUAGUUUGAAAAACUAAGUUUAAGUAUGUAAACACCUCUCAUAAGCUUGUCCGGAGAAAUACUAACGUAGGGCUCGUAUCUGCCGCCGCCAAGCACUGGUGUAGUGUCCCGAUCUCCACAAUGUACAGUCGCCCGUGAGUCCCGACACCACACGUACACAACACUUGGCAGCUAUCUACACUACAGCUCAGGCUGACCUGGCUGGUCACAAGUCACGGCAGCGCUUUGGGCGGUUCUUUGUAGUAGCGUUGUCUAGGCGGUGGUUUUAUCUACUUUAUACUAUAAGAUUAUACUUAAAUUUAUUUCUCUUAUAAAUGUUUAAUGUUUUUCUGAGGACAUUAUAGGCAUUUCUAAUAAAUAAAUGACUUUAAAG
This is a messenger RNA of Bicyclus anynana (squinting bush brown), 2049 nucleotides long. RefSeq lists its product as uncharacterized. The transcript has 3 exons. Bases 1 to 1605 code for a protein of 534 amino acids. Lineage: Eukaryota; Metazoa; Arthropoda; Insecta; Lepidoptera; Nymphalidae. The record is from RefSeq and is a predicted model, not a curated record.